Molecule: messenger RNA, 2013 nt
Organism: Metarhizium acridum CQMa 102
Lineage: Eukaryota; Fungi; Ascomycota; Sordariomycetes; Hypocreales; Clavicipitaceae
Source: RefSeq, a predicted model, not a curated record
AUGCCUGAGCCGGCUCACUCCCCGCAGCGAGACCGAGCGCGGCAUCGUGACCGAGACCGCGAGCGAGAUCGCGACCCGUCGCAGCACAGCAAACGCCUGAGCAUCACAGACCGCAUUCUCGGCUCCCUCAACCAAGCCCGCAAGGAAACAUCGGCUGCCGUGCAGCGUCGCACGUCGACAUCGGCAUCGACGUCCGCCUCGGCCAGGCAGUCUCCCAUUCCGCGCAUUCGCGAAUGGCUCAGCACAUGCAAUACCCAGCAUGGCAGGCACUGCAGCGGGACGGAUAGCCGUGACGUCCCAACCUGGCGCCCAAUUUACCUGAUAGACUGCGAUGAACGCUGCUUGGUCCGCUCCAAGCCCGCCGACAGAUACUCGGCCCUCAGCUAUGUCUGGGGAGCCUCAAACCCGCGAGCCACCGGCUCCGACGCCGUCGCCCAGCUGUUGACCACCAACCUCGAUGCCUACCAGCUCGGCCUGCCAGACAAGGAUGUACCGCAAACCAUCCUCGAUGCCAUAUGGCUCUCUAAAAAGCUUGGGAUACGGUAUCUUUGGGUCGAUCGCAUGUGCAUAGUCCAGGAUGAUGAACAGGACAAGUCCGAGCACAUUGAACACAUGGCUUACGUGUUUGCCAACGCCUGUUUGACCAUUAUUUCUGCCUACGGCGAUGUUCACACUGGCCUGCUUCCCCUGGAUCCGCGCCGCCCUUCUCGGACACCCAGGCAGGGUAACCCAGAUCAUAGUGACUUGCUGUUGUCGUCAAAAUGGAACACGAGGGGCUGGACACUGCAGGAGCUUGUCUAUUCGAGACGAGCAGUCUUCUUCUUUGAAGAUGCCGUCACCUGGGAAUGCCACUGCGACCUGUGGCAGGUAAAUGCUACAAACAUGACCAAAAUACUUCGUGGUAAAAGGCCUGCUUGUACGAAUCGAUUGUCCGAGGCGGCAUUCGGAUUCCAACACACAGAGUGGCCUGACAUGGAUGAAUAUGCUCGCCUGGCCAUGGACUAUAGUAUGAGGAGGAUCACAAUUGUUGACGACUCCAUCAGGGCCUUUGCCGGCGUCACGCACGUAUUGUCUCGCAUUUUUCAAGGUGGUUUCGCCUACGGCAUGCCUCUCAUGUUCAUUGACAUUGCCCUCCUCUGGAGACCUCAGGCGACAAUUCGACGACGGGCCAUGUCUCGCCCGCCAUUCCUCCCGUCAUGGUCCUGGAUGGGCUGGUGGUUUGACGGUAUUCCCGUUGACCUCACCCUGUGGAGGGCGGCGGCGGACUAUGUCGAGGAAACGCAGGCGGUAAAGCGAGGACAAGAGUCCAAGAGGUUUAAGCCGACGCACCCGUUUCGCAUCAAGACAAUGGUGGUCUGGAGUCUGUCAGACAGGGCAAAUUCUGUACCCAUUGACAAUACCGGUUUGCGAAUGCGAGAAUUCCGCUCCCGCAAAGGCGCCGGCCAGGCUCUGCCCCCCGGGUGGUCCAAGUCCGGCACUCACUUCAAGCACGACAGCGACGACUUCACCCUGUUCAAGUACCCCGUUCCGGUGGAAGAUGUCCCCGAGGACGGCGCGUACGAGUCGCGACCUACAGAGUUAAGCAUGCCUGGGCCGCUGCUCUAUUUCCGGACAACGACUGCAUUCUUCGACGUCGACUACGCCAUCUCCAUGGCGCCCAAGGACAUGCCGAACCCUCCGGUGGCCAUUGGCAACAUCUUUAGUAGGUCCAGCCACUGGAUAGGAGAGCUGCGAAGCCAUGACGGCUGGCUGGGGGUGCAAUCAUCCAACUACGAUGGCGAGGAGAAGCUGGAGUUUAUUGCUAUUUCGAGCGCCAUGGAGCGCAAGGGCUCGUAUGUAUUUCCAAUGGACAGGUUUUCCGAGAGCAUGGACGACGACGGUGUGGUGCAGUUUGUCAAUGUGUUGUGGAUUGAAAGAAUAUCGGGGGUGGCUUAUAGGAGAGGCAUUGGUCAUAUUUUGCAAAAGGCUUGGGAUGUCGAGGCCAAGGAGGAAGUAGACAUUUAUCUUGGCUAG